GGAAUGGAUGUGUGAGGACGAGGUGGAACCUGAACCUGUGCAUCCCGAAGGCUUCUAUCAGAAGAGAAGACAGUAAUCCACAAAGAUGAAUAAUUCUAACCUCUCUGUAUUGUCGCAAAAGUGGCACCUGGUCAUGCAGAGUGAAAGAAUGAAUUUCCUCCUCAUCCCUGCUGCUAUUCUCACUACUGUCACUCUGGUGAUAAGCCCAUUGCUCCUCUUCUGCAUCUUCAGCAGUCCAUCUCUCCGACAGGAAACGCGCUACCUCCUCCUGGCCAAUACACUUCUAUCGGACAUCCUUUUCCUCAGUUUCAACCUCACGAACAUUUCCUGUAAUGCGCUGGACAUGGAAAUGCACUACAUAUUCUGUGAGGUGAUAAUGGUCACCACUGUGACUACAUACUGCUCCUCUGUGUUAACUGUCACACUGAUGGUCAUUGACACGUUCAUGGCCGUGCGUUGGCCUCUGCGCUACACUAAAAUCCUGCAUCUGUCACGAGUAAAGAAAAUAGUCGGGUUGGUGUGGGUCAUAGCCAUGACAUGUCCACUCUCAUUGCUGGUGGUGACGGCGGUCAGAAAACAGGAAAAACCAGGAAUCCUGAAGGUGUGUCUGGUGCUCCUCACACUGCAUUCAAUGGAAGCAGCCAUUGGGAUUAGCCUGCAUGUCUAUUUCAGCGUGUGUGUAAUUUUCUGCAUUAUCCUGAUCCUCUACUGCUACAUCCGUCUCUACAUGGUCACCAGGAGCUCGGGGAUAUGGCGCAAUAGCUACUCACGAGCCCGGCAGACUCUGCUAGCACACGCUGUGAUGUUGCUAAUAUACUUCACACCCUGUCUGGUGUUUACAGUGGAGCUUGUUUGGUUUGAGCUGUUAUCUAAUAAUCUUAACCUGGCUGUUUGGAUCAAUACAGUGAAUCUGGCUGUGCUGAUGGUUGUGCCUCGGGCAUGCGCCCCCUACCUGUACGGUUUACGUUAUCGGGAGGUCUAUGAGACGGUUCAGCAGAUGCUGUGGAAAAGAUGGCUUAGCACCAACAGUUCACCAACACCAGCAAGCAGUUAACAAGAAGAAUUACAGCAAAAGUUUUACACGGCCAAACAUAAUUGGUGCCGAACAGUGCAGUAAGUUUCUUGCCUUGCCAAAGUCAAU
This is a messenger RNA of Clarias gariepinus (North African catfish), 1141 nucleotides long. RefSeq names its product probable G-protein coupled receptor 148. Gene Ontology annotation, cellular component: membrane. The transcript has 2 exons. The coding region runs from base 86 to 1054 and encodes 322 amino acids. Gene Ontology annotation, molecular function: G protein-coupled receptor activity. The record is from RefSeq and is a predicted model, not a curated record. Lineage: Eukaryota; Metazoa; Chordata; Actinopteri; Siluriformes; Clariidae. Gene Ontology annotation, biological process: G protein-coupled receptor signaling pathway.